AUGCCCAUCCUGUUCAGCAUGAUUGCACGCGGCCAGACCGUGCUGGCCAAGUACGCGGACUGUCUCGGUAACUUUACCGAGGUGACGGAACAGAUCAUCCCGAAGAUACAGCUGAUCGAUCACAAGCUCACCUACUUGCACGGCAACUAUCUGAUCCACUACAUCUGCGACAACCGUAUCAUCUAUCUCUGCAUCACCGACGAUAAAUUCGACCGCUCGCGUGCGUUCCUGUACCUGCAGGAUAUUAACGAGCGGUUCAUAUGCAUGUACGGGCUGUCGGUGGCUACCGCCAUCACGUACGCAAUGAACACCGAGUUCGCCCGUACGCUAGCCGCACGAAUGCAUGCCAUGAACGAAUGUCUGGAGCAGGAUGAGAUUAGCCGCGUCAAUGGGGAAAUUGGCGAACUGAAGGACAUCAUGGUGAAGAAUAUCGAAAACAUCACCAACCGGGGUGAACGGUUGGAGCUGCUCGUUAACCAAACGGAAAAUCUCCGCAACAACUCAGUGACAUUCCGGCAAACAUCACGCAAUCUGGCCCGCACCAUGUUCUGGCGCAACGUGCGCAUGUACUUUCUCGUUACGGCCAUACUGCUGUUCGUGAUCUAUGUGAUCGUGAGCAUGGCAUGCGGUGGGCUGCUGUGGCAGAGCUGCAUUAACUCGUCGGGCGCCCCGAAACAACCACCAGCAGGCGGUUUGUAA
Anopheles marshallii is the source of this 699-nucleotide messenger RNA. It is a transcript of the gene Vamp7, whose product is annotated as vesicle-associated membrane protein 7. Bases 1 to 699 code for a protein of 232 amino acids. Gene Ontology annotation, molecular function: SNARE binding; SNAP receptor activity. The record is from RefSeq and is a predicted model, not a curated record. Lineage: Eukaryota; Metazoa; Arthropoda; Insecta; Diptera; Culicidae. Gene Ontology annotation, cellular component: SNARE complex; membrane. The transcript has 3 exons. Gene Ontology annotation, biological process: exocytosis; vesicle fusion.